Lobosporangium transversale is the source of this 1035-nucleotide messenger RNA. RefSeq lists its product as hypothetical. The record is from RefSeq and is a predicted model, not a curated record. Lineage: Eukaryota; Fungi; Mortierellomycota; Mortierellomycetes; Mortierellales; Mortierellaceae. The transcript has a single exon. Bases 381 to 983 code for a protein of 200 amino acids. Gene Ontology annotation, cellular component: integrator complex. Gene Ontology annotation, biological process: U2 snRNA 3'-end processing.
GAUCCCAGCUCAGCAACAGGCAGCGCAUAGCAGCCCACAGCAACAGUAUCAACAGCAGGACGUCCCCAAGACUCUCUGGUCGCUCACAAGGGGUGUUAAAAUCGAGCAGGAAGCGGGCCUGGCCAAUCUGCGUCAAGUAGAGGAAGAAGGUACGAUAGCUGUCUGAACGACCUGCUUGUUCGUUUCGAUUGCCAAUUUACCUUCUGACUGGAAAAACACAAACUACCUUCAUCCUUCUAGUUUAUAAUACUUUUACACAGGAGUCGUGGGAGGUCGCACCACCACUCCAGCAUGUCCGGGCCGCUUUACAAUACUUGAAGUAUAAUUCACUCAAGCCUGAUCAGGUCAUUACAUCGGGCCUUCUUCGACUUGCUCAAGCUAUGCCUGAAUUGCUUAGAGACCAAACUGUUUCUGCCAUCAUGAUCCAGAUGCUUCGUCCUGAAUUCACUCAUAGUUUUAAGAUUCGCACGAAUGGUGCAGUGGUGUUUCUGAUCUGCGCGCUAUUGCACAUAGCUUGGGAUUCAAUCGAGGACUGGCCUACUGAUUUUGUUAUGGCUUAUCUGGAAGAUGCAUUGGGCGAACGAUCAUGGUGUGCGAAUGCUGAGACGAAAACUUUUGUGGCCAAUGUCUUAACCGCAUUCAGAACAGAUGAUCCUGAGGACGACUCCGAGGAAACCAAAUUUGAUCCUGUCCGCUUAGAUGAGAAGAGUAAUACAUCAGCUGUCAUGGCAACAAUUGACCUUCAUCAAUACACUGAGCCAUUGAGUCUCAGAAAACGAUUUCAAAAUCAGGCCAUAAGGAGUAACAUCAAGCACAUUACCCUUCAGACUAUGUCAGAGCAUAUACCUAUGGCUGUAGGAGCUAGUGCUGUAGAGGCGUCAGUCCGAAGUUUAAUCAAAGUCAUGAUGGUGACAUGUCGUUGGGCAGAAGUUCGGCUAAAAGCCAUGGGGUGUAUGGAAUGUAGGUUUAGCAGCGAUAUGUAGCUUGGAUAUUGUUAUUCAUCCAGGAUAUCUCAGGACAUGAGGACCUUGCAAA